AUGCGAGUGGUAGAUACUCGUGGAACAAGGGAGGAGACAGAAUUGGGUGACGGAGAGUCACAGGAAGUCGUCGUCCAGGAUGGAGACCUGGAUAUCGCCGGCUCUAUUGAAAGCCAGGAGAUGGGGGUCUGGAGACCGACGCCAUAA
Molecule: messenger RNA, 147 nt
Organism: Phytophthora nicotianae INRA-310
Lineage: Eukaryota; Oomycota; Peronosporomycetes; Peronosporales; Peronosporaceae
Exons: 2
Coding region: 1-147 (48 amino acids)
Source: RefSeq, a predicted model, not a curated record